Hyaloperonospora brassicae is the source of this 1062-nucleotide messenger RNA. The record is from the annotation of a GenBank genome assembly. Lineage: Eukaryota; Oomycota; Peronosporomycetes; Peronosporales; Peronosporaceae.
AUGCGCACGUCCCUUCGUGUCUUCCGCCGCGCGUCUGCCGCCCCGUGCGCCACGACCCGCGCCCUGACCACGUCGAGGCGCUCCCGUCUCACGCGUGACCGCCACAAGACGCAGACGCAGCCGGGGGCGGCCGUACUCGCUGCGGUGGGCAUUGCGGCCGUGAGCGGCUUCGCGUGCACGGAUUUGGUCAGCGCCCGAGAGCCGACUGUGGACAUUGACGCAGUGAAGAAGGAGAUCGUCGACAUCUGCGACGAGGACAGCGCAAUGGGUCCGACGUUUGUGCGUCUCGCGUGGCACUCGAGCGGCACGUUCGACCAGCGCGACGGGUCUGGCGGGUCCACGGGCGGCACCAUUCGGUUCAAGCCCGAGAUCAAACAUGGAGCUAAUGCCGGUCUCGACGUGGCGCUGAAGGCGCUCGAGAGCGUCAAGCGCCGGCACGCAGCGAUCACGUACGCCGACUUGUUUGUGCUGGCAGGAGUCACGAUGAUCGAAGAGAUGGGCGGCCCCGCAGUCCCGUUUCGACUCGGGCGUCCCGAUGCAUUGAGUGGGGAGGCACCGACGCAGACACCUGAUGGCCGCCUGCCGGAUGUAGACAAGGGCAGCAAGGAGAGCACCACGCGCCACGUGCGCGACGUGUUUUACCGCAUGGGCUUUGACGACCGCGACAUUGUCGCCCUCGUUGGGGCCCACGCAGUUGGCCGUUGCUACACGACGCGUAGUGGCUACAGCGGUCCGUGGACGCGCGCAGAGUGGACGUUUUCGAACUCGUACUUUCGUGAGCUACUGGAGAACACGUGGACCGUCAAGACGUGGAAUGGCCCCAUGCAGUACGAGGACCCGACGGGCGAGCUCAUGAUGCUGCCGUCCGACAUGGUGCUGAUUCAGGACCCGGGGUUCAAGCAGUACGUUGAGAUGUAUGCCAAGGACGAGGACUUAUGGUUCCGCGAUUUCGCCAAGGCGUUUGUCAAGCUCACGGAGAAUGGCGUCGAGUUUCCAGAGACUUCGAGUUGGGGUAAGUUUGUCGCAACGUGCAAGGAGUGGUUUGAGCCGGCAUCAAGUUAG